AUGCCUAACGCCACGUCACCCAGCGAACUGUGGCAUGGUUUACAAAAACGAUUCAGCCCACUACACGAUUUAAUGAUUUUAAAAAUAAAAGGAGGGCCAGUAUCGUUCUUAAACCCCACUCCAGGCCGUUACACAUUCAGACAGUACGGGGUGGGCUAUCGGGCCAGCUACCGAGUAGCCGGUCCCAUGCUGACGGCCAUAGCGUUUGAGGAAGAUUUAUUGGAUCAACCGUUGAUGCUCACUUAUUUACAUAAAGAACCAGAGUGGCACAGAACUCACACCCACAUGAGGUCAAAGGCAUUUUAUGAGGACGAAAAUGUGAUUGAAGAUUGCGAAGAGUACAUGCCUCGGUACUGGGGCUACUUCAUUUGUAUCAGAAACGUUGACAAUUCCAAACGUCUGAGAUCAGGCGCACUUUUAUUUUACAACAACACGUUGUAUGGAGUCAGCAGCUUUGUUCUGAAGAAAGGGAACGACAGUAUACUGGUCUUCACUGAUGUAAGGCCUUAUAGCGACUUAAUAUUAGAUAUCUGCAAAAGUCCUCACUUCCGUCCUUAUUAA
Messenger RNA from Ostrinia furnacalis (Asian corn borer), 561 nucleotides. RefSeq lists its product as uncharacterized. The coding region runs from base 1 to 561 and encodes 186 amino acids. Lineage: Eukaryota; Metazoa; Arthropoda; Insecta; Lepidoptera; Crambidae. The record is from RefSeq and is a predicted model, not a curated record. The transcript has a single exon.